AUGGAAGAAAAGGCCAAAGAAGGUGGAGAAAAAGAAGUCCGGUACAGGGGAGUGAGAAGGCGGCCGUGGGGGAAAUAUGCGGCGGAGAUUCGUGACUCAACUAGGCAUGGUGUCCGGAUGUGGCUGGGGACUUUUGAUAAGGCGGAAGAUGCUGCUCGGGCUUAUGAUCGAGCUGCCUUCGCAAUGAGAGGAAACAUGGCCAUUCUCAACUUCCCAGAUGAACAUCGAUCAUCACCAAAUGUGGUGGAUAGAAGUAGGUGUUGUGAGAAUGAGAAAGAAGUAAUUGAGUUCGAGUACUUGGAUGACAAGUUGCUGGAGGAACUUCUCGACUUUGAAAACAAAACAUUGAAGAACUGAUGAGAGAGUUGCUGAAGAUCCAAAAUUCGGUUAGUAAAUGGUGGGUUGUGGGGCCUCUGGGGCCUCUGAAUUCUUCCAAUCUUAACAUCUGUCAAGAACAUGUGGAUCAUAUUAGCUGCCUUUCAAGUCAUAGUCUGGUUUUCCUCUAUUUUAUUUAUUUUUAUUUUUAUUUAUUUAUUUUUUUGAGGUUUGUCUUUAGAUCUCCAUCCAUUGCAAACUUGGUUAGUAAAGGUGUUUCGAAUCUUCAAACAAUCCAAACUUGGCUGGUAAAGUAAAGUCGAGAUGUGGGACCCCUGGCAAAGGAAUUAUAAAAUCCUUGAUCCAAUCCAAACAUGGUUAAAAAAGGGAGGGUUGUGGGGCCCCUGAAUUCUUCCAAUCUUACCCAUUCAUGAGCAUGUGGGUUAGAGUAGCUGCCUUUCUUGUCAGUCUAGUUUUCUUCUUUACUUAUUAGUUUUUGUCUUUGUAAAAUGUAGUGGCUUUGACUUGUUUGGAGUUUUAUAAAACUUUUAACUUGUGGUUGCCAAGCCGCCAGGUCAUAUUUAUGUUUCUCAUUUACUUUUGAGUGUGUUGUUUUGUUAUUUUCUUUUGGGAAGUGUAUUAUAAAUAAAUGUGAAGGUUGUUUAUGUGUUUUCAA
Messenger RNA from Corylus avellana, 991 nucleotides. RefSeq names its product ethylene-responsive transcription factor ERF095-like. Gene Ontology annotation, biological process: regulation of DNA-templated transcription; ethylene-activated signaling pathway. The record is from RefSeq and is a predicted model, not a curated record. NCBI's taxonomy places the organism in Eukaryota, Viridiplantae, Streptophyta, Magnoliopsida, Fagales, Betulaceae. Gene Ontology annotation, molecular function: DNA-binding transcription factor activity; DNA binding.